Myotis brandtii (Brandt's bat) is the source of this 1118-nucleotide messenger RNA. Its product is annotated as thymosin beta-4. The record is from RefSeq and is a predicted model, not a curated record. The coding region runs from base 850 to 984 and encodes 44 amino acids. NCBI's taxonomy places the organism in Eukaryota, Metazoa, Chordata, Mammalia, Chiroptera, Vespertilionidae. Gene Ontology annotation, molecular function: actin monomer binding. Gene Ontology annotation, cellular component: cytoplasm. The transcript has 2 exons. Gene Ontology annotation, biological process: regulation of cell migration; actin filament organization.
GGGAGCUUGGAAAUGCCAAAUCCUUCCAGAUGUUGGGUAACAGGGUCCCGAGCGGGGUGAUUAAAAAAAAAAUUACCUGAUGUUUUGUUAUUGCAGCUACCAGGGAGCGGGUUUUUACUUCUUUCUCCCAGACCCUUUGUUCCAACUCAGGCACAAGAGCCUGAGCGGCAACAAUUGCAAUUCUUCUCCAGCCUCGGAUGGCUCCGUGGACUGCAUCUGUCCAGAUUUAGGACGUCCAGGCAGUAUGGAAAGCCCUCCUUGCUGGGAAAUGCGUGCGGAGGCUGCCGAAUUGCGUGCCCAGGUUACAGAUGAGGCUGAUUUAUGAGUGCUGGCAGCUUUGUGCGGCUCCCGCAUUGUUGCGCGCCAGGGAGGAAGCGGGCAGGGCGGUGUUCAGCGCCGCAGCAGCUACCGCUGCCUUAGAGACAAAAGAAAGCGCAUUUCCAGGAACAGAGAACACUCAGAGGAAAUGCUCAGCCCUGGCUUUAUUUGAAGAAUUUUCACUCGCCCUUUUUCCCCCUUUAAACUCGCUGUUAUGUCCUCCUCUGUGUCAGAUUUUGAUAUUGAAACGCUGUAGUGAAACCCGCAGUACCCCAUCGAUCUUCCCAGCCUGGGCCCAGCAUUUUGAGAGAUUGAAACUGUGGGACGGAGAUGGGAGGUGGAAUGGGACUUCUUUUUUUUUUUUUUUUUUUUGUAGAGAGAUCUUUAGUUGUGAAUGAAAGCCGAAGGAAGGAAAGGGGAGGUUCCAGUCAGGGGAGGAGAGUACAAAGCAGCACAUUUAGAAGAAAGGAGGCUGGGUAGACUCCUCUCACCCCUCCUCCUGGCUUUGUAUUUGCAACUUCCUCUGUCACCAUGUCCGACAAACCCGAUAUGGCUGAGAUAGAGAGAUUUGAUAAGUCGAAAUUGAAGAAGACAGAAACACAAAAAAACUCCCCACUGCCUUCAAAAGAAACGAUUGAACAGAAGAAGCAAGCAAGGGAAUCUUAAUGAGGCACGCGCCGCCAUAUGCACUGUACAUUCCACAAGCAUUGCCUUCUUAUUUUACUCCUUUUAGCUGUUUAACUUUGUAAGAUGCAAAGAGGUUGGAUCAGUUUAAGUGACUGUGCUGCCCCUUUUUACAU